Molecule: messenger RNA, 1340 nt
Organism: Cheilinus undulatus (humphead wrasse)
Lineage: Eukaryota; Metazoa; Chordata; Actinopteri; Labriformes; Labridae
Product: keratin, type I cytoskeletal 13-like
Exons: 7
Coding region: 30-1289 (419 amino acids)
Molecular function (GO): structural molecule activity
Source: RefSeq, a predicted model, not a curated record
UCCAUCCAGAGCAGGCAGACACCUCCACCAUGUCUUUUACCAGCAUAAGUCGUCGCACAACCCAGAGGGCCCCCACCGUUUACGGUGGUGCUGUAAACUCAGGGGUCCGCAUCUCGUCUGUGAGCGCUCCAAGAAACUUCUCUGCUGUUGGUUCUGGGUUUUCUGCAUCCAGGGCUGGUGCUGGUGCCGGCGCAGGUUUUGGUGCUGCGUUCAACCUGGCUGAUGCCGUUGACAAUGACAUCUCCGUCAACAAGAAGGCCACCAUGCAGAACCUGAACGACCGUCUGGCUGCCUACCUGGAGAAGGUGCGCUCGCUGGAGGCUGCCAACGCCGACCUGGAGCUGAAGAUCAGGCAGUACCUGGAGAACAAAACCAAACCUGAGGGCCGUGACUUCAGCGGAUUCAAGGCCACCAUCUGUGACCUGCAGGAUAAGAUCGCCAGAGCCACAUGUGACAACGGCUCUCUCUACCUGGCCAUCGAUAACGCCAAGCUCGCUGCUGAUGACUUCAAGGUUAAAUAUGAGAACGAGCUAGCCAUGCGUCAGUCUGUGGAGGCCGACAUCGCUGGGCUGAGGAGGGUCCUGGAUGAUCUGACUCUGGGCAGAUCAGACCUGGAGAUGCAGAUCGAAUCUCUGAAGGAGGAACUCAUCCAGCUCAAAAAGAACCACGAGGAGGACUUGCUAAGUAUGAGGGCCACAGUUGGUGGUCAAGUGAACGUGGAGGUGGAUGCUGCUCCUCAGGAGGAUCUGAGUCGUGUCAUGGCUGAAAUCAGAGAACAUUACGAGACUGUCGCCAACAAGAGCCGCAAAGACCUCGAGGCCUGGUUUACCGCCAAGUCUGACGAGCUCAACAAGGAGGUUGCUGUAAGCACAGAGACUCUUCAGUCAUCACGCUCUGAAGUCACAGAGGUCAAACGCACGCUACAGGGUCUGGAAAUCGAACUCCAAGCUCAGCUCAGCAUGAAAGCGUCUCUGGAAGCAACCCUUGCAGACACCAAUAACCGUUAUGGCAGCAUGUUAGCAGGGUACCAGAGGCAGGUAGUGGCUCUUGAGGAGCAGCUCGCCCAGCUGAGAGCAGACCUGGAACGCCAAGGACAGGAGUAUCAGAUGCUUCUAGACAUGAAGACCAGACUGGAGAUGGAGAUCGCUGAGUACAGGAGGCUGCUGGACGGAGAGUUGGACUCUUCAUCGCAAUCCACCAAAACCGUAACACGCAAAGUUGUGAUCGUCACCAAAGAGACCGUCGAUGGCGUGGAGGUCAGCUCUACAUCUGACACUCUGACCGAGUAAAACACUGAUCAUCCGCCAAAAGCUGCCAGCCGUUCUCAGAAACAAGAAAAU